This is a messenger RNA of Dicentrarchus labrax (European seabass), 3554 nucleotides long. Its product is annotated as casein kinase I. Gene Ontology annotation, biological process: endocytosis; signal transduction; positive regulation of canonical Wnt signaling pathway. The coding region runs from base 1005 to 2414 and encodes 469 amino acids. The record is from RefSeq and is a predicted model, not a curated record. Lineage: Eukaryota; Metazoa; Chordata; Actinopteri; Moronidae. Gene Ontology annotation, cellular component: plasma membrane; nucleus; cytoplasm. Gene Ontology annotation, molecular function: protein serine/threonine kinase activity; ATP binding. The transcript has 12 exons.
CUCCAUUUACGCAAAUUGCGUUACGGUAACUGGCGAGGCUUUUCAGCUGGUUAGCCAAACAUCCACAGAAAAAGAGAUGAGCAGGAAAACGAGACGAAGAAAAUGAGAACAAUUUAUUCCAAGGUGGAAAAAUAGCGGGAGGAAAAUAAUCUGUUUAGGUGGCGUAAACCUCGGCACACAGCACUCCUUACACCCAGGGGCCGAAGCUUCACCUGGGUGUUCUACUGGACCAAACCGUUGUGUGGCAGUGGACAAGCACAGAGGUCCAGCAUUUAUAGGAACACUAACCAACUAAGACCUAUGGCAAUUCAUCAAACGUAUUUAGUCAUACCCGAAUAUCAGAUGUAAACAUCUGAACUCCUUUUAGUUUUUAAUAAACUCAACACAUUGCUUCUGUCAAAGUCUGCGCUGGGGUUGGGUGUAUGGGCGUUGUGUUGACAGCAGGCUGUUGUCAUGGUGGGCUGGUAUGUCUGAGCCUGAAGCUAGCAUAGCUUCCCAGUUUUGUAUAGCAUGUUAGCAUAUGGCUAGCUAUGUUGACAGAUCAAGCCAUUACCCUCCCCUCCAUCACCAUUUCUGGCCCCUACAAGGGGGUAUAAACUAGCUGGAAGUGGUGCCCCCUUACCCCGUCAUCUUUUCAUCUCUUUCAUUUUGUCAUCUACCCAUCCACCCAACAAUCAUCAGUUUUUGCUUUUGCUCCAUCUUUCACUCUCAUCAGCCCUCAUCCCUUUUGUAUAGUAUUAAGCAGCUGAGCCUAACUAAGCGUUUGUCUUGUAUGAGAUCCACUUCUUUCCUUUGAAUUCAUCUCACAUCUUACCCAGUUCCACUUAAAUUGCUACAGCUCAGUUCCUGCCCUCAUUAAAGUCAAACCCCAGUUUAAUUCACAUUUUGGCACAGUGUACACCACCCUAACGUCUCACAGUCAAGCUGCUAGGCAGUUGUUUUGGUAGUUGUUUUGGUUGCAUGGAAUCGGCUUAACCGUGGAGAGGCCAGGCUACCACAAACUGAUGGACUUUGACAAGCGAGGAGUAGGGGGAGGUGGAGGAGGAGGAGGAGGUGGUGGUGGUGGAGGAGGAGGAGGAGGAGGUGGAGGGAAGGGAGAGACAGAGGAGGGGAAGAGGAUGUCUGGGAAGACGGGGAGUCGAUCGGGGCACGGUGGCCGGGGUGCCGGCUCCAACUCUGGCGUUCUAAUGGUCGGACCAAACUUUCGGGUCGGAAAGAAGAUCGGCUGUGGGAACUUUGGAGAGCUGCGACUUGGAAAGAACCUAUACACCAAUGAAUAUGUGGCUAUCAAACUGGAGCCUAUCAAGUCACGGGCGCCACAGCUCCACCUAGAAUAUCGCUUCUAUAAACAGCUUGGAAGUUCAGAGGGUGUACCCCAGGUGUUUUACUUUGGACCAUGUGGUAAAUACAAUGCUAUGGUUCUGGAGCUACUUGGACCCAGCUUAGAAGAUCUGUUUGACCUCUGUGACCGGACCUUCUCUCUAAAGACUGUACUCAUGAUAGCCAUACAACUGAUAACCCGCAUGGAGUUUGUCCACACCAGAAGCCUGAUCUAUCGAGAUGUGAAGCCUGAGAACUUUCUGGUGGGCCGACCUGGCUCCAAACGGCAACACACCAUCCACAUCAUAGACUUUGGCCUGGCGAAAGAAUACAUAGACCCAGAGACCAAGAAACACAUCCCAUACAGAGAACACAAGAGUCUGACUGGAACUGCUAGAUAUAUGAGCAUCAAUACACACCUGGGGAAAGAGCAAAGCAGGCGGGACGACCUGGAAGCUCUAGGACACAUGUUCAUGUACUUCCUGCGAGGCAGUCUACCUUGGCAGGGACUCAAGGCUGACACUCUGAAAGAACGUUAUCAGAAGAUUGGAGACACAAAGAGAGACACACCAAUUGAGGUCCUCUGUGAAAGCUUCCCUGAAGAGAUGGCCACCUACCUGCGGUAUGUGCGUCGGCUCGACUUCUUCGAGAAGCCAGACUACGACUAUCUGAGGAAACUCUUCACGGACCUCUUUGACAGAAAUGGAUACAUCUUUGACUACCAGUAUGACUGGACUGGAAAGCCACUGCCCACUCCUAUUGGUCCGGUGGCCAGCGAGACUCCACUUCAGACGAGCAACCGAGAGAAAGCACCGCAGACCAAAAAUCAGUCUCCAGAGGGGAAAGGCAGUGAGUCCCAGCCCACUCCAGUGACCAAUCGAGAGCUGCUGGGCUCCCAUCUCACUGCUGAUAGGCUGGGCGGGUCUGUCCAGGUGAUGAGUUCAACCAAUGGGGAGCUUAAUACAGACGAUCCCACUGCAGGGCACUCCAACGCACCAAUCACAGCCAAUGCAGAGGUGGAAGUGGCUGAUGAUACCAAGUGCUGCUGUUUCUUCAAGAGGAGGAAGAGGAAAGCUCUCCAGAGACACAAGUGAAAACGAGAGACAAGAGAGAAACCCUGGUCUCUUCUUCUUUUUCUCUCUCUCUCUGUCUCUAGCCUUCUUCAUACAGCCCCCUUCCACCCCCACCCCCACCCUCACCCUCUCAGUCCUCCUCAUCCUCUGCUGUUGGCGGUCUCCUGGUCUACCUUAGGUUGGCUGGACUGGCUGGACCACCGUGCAGCUGAGUGUGUUUGCUAAGCUGAUCUACUGGUUUCAACUGCUCUGGACUGAGACAGAGUAACACGUGUUUGCUGUUCCACCUCGGAGCUUUAAACGGUGACUGGCUGUACCAGCGGUAGAGUCUUCAUGUAUUAACGGUCACAAACUGAACUGAAACUGGAUCAACACAAACUGCUGUGGGAAACAAGUGAUGACAAACAAACAGUUGGCAGAUUGUCAGAGGCGAGCCGAUGGGCUGAUUAAGCUGGUUUACUGGCAGACUGGCUAGUUCUUUAUUAUUUUGUUUUUGUUUUUUUUUUCUUCCUUACUGACUGGUUCAGGGAAGAGAGAAGUGUAUUUCAGAGGAGAUAUACAGAAGAGAGGACUAAAAGAGGAUGGGAGGCAAUGAGACUGUCGGACCACACUUGCACACAAAACAGACACACACACACACACACACACACACACACACACGUACAAACACGCUGCACACUUUCUCGAGGUCAUCAUAAAGAGACUUCCUGGACACAAAGAUGCAGCUCUUGCACAUAGUCUAUAAAGUUUUUAUUCUCUAGGGUCGUAGGAAGUACACAGUGAGUGGCUUGGUCUAUUUCCCGCAACGGAUUGGCCUCAGUGUACUUCUCAGACACGUUCACUCUCAGAGGAAAACCUCACAACCACCAGAAUCAAAAGUUAAAAAGAUGUUUAUGUGAAAACUAUGCUUUUUUUCCCCCCUGUUUUAAUUUGUAACUAAAAAAAGACUGUCUACAAUUUGGAACCUGUGUUAUUUUUUCUGUCUUUUUGAGUUGUACAAAAGGUUUGUGUUUUGUAGCUUCGAUUGUGUUCCUCAAAAUGUUUUUUUUUUUAAUAACUUGUAUUUUAAAUUUUCUGUUAUGUUUUUUUUCCUCUUUCUCUCUGGGUUGGAGGAUGGAAAGGCGAAUAACUCCAUUAAAAAACAACCAAACAAAAUAAAAA